Messenger RNA from Nomia melanderi (Alkali bee), 1444 nucleotides. The record is from RefSeq and is a predicted model, not a curated record. Lineage: Eukaryota; Metazoa; Arthropoda; Insecta; Hymenoptera; Halictidae.
UCUCGUUUCCGAACCAGUGCGCCGCAGAUCGGGGAGAUGCAUCCGGUAAGGUCGGGCCUCGUCGCCUCCUCGAGGACGUUGGGUCUGAGGAGGUUCCUGAGCUCGCAGGAGCUGAUCGAGCGGGACAACAAGUACGGCGGCAGACAUUUUAAGCCUCUGCCGGUGGUCCUCGCGAGGGGCGACGGCGUUCAUUUGUGGGACACCGAUGGGAAACGGUACUUGGAUUUCCUGGCGGGGUUCUCCACCGUUAACCAGGGACACUGCCACCCGAGGCUCGUCAAGGUGAUGCGGGAGCAGGCGGGCAAACUCGCGCACACCUCCAGAGCUUUUUACUCGGAGCCACACGGCGAGUUGGCGGAGUACCUGACGAGGCUGCUGGGGUGGGACAAGUUUCUACCCAUGAACACAGGCGUCGAAGCCGGCGACACCGCUGUCAAGGUAGCGAGACGCUGGGGGUACAGAAUCAAGAAGAUACCGAACGAACAGGCGACCGUGGUCUUCGCGAGGAGCAAUUUCUGGGGACGAUCGAUCGCGGCACUGUCGGCGUCCACGGAUCCAAAUUGUUACACCGAUUUCGGACCGUACGUGCCCCGGUUCGACAAGAUACCGUACAACGACCUGGCCGCGCUGGAGAAGAAGCUUAAGGACGACCCGACCGUCUGCGCGUUCAUGGUGGAACCCAUCCAAGGCGAAGCGGGAGUCGUCGUGCCCGACGACGGUUACCUGAAAGGCGUACGGGAUCUAUGCACCAAGUACAACGUCCUAUGGAUCGCCGACGAGGUGCAAACUGGCCUGUGCAGGACGGGGAAGCGACUGGCAGUCGAUCACGAGAAUCAAAGGCCGGAUAUCCUCGUCCUGGGGAAAGCAUUGUCCGGAGGACUUUAUCCGGUUUCCGGUAUCUUGGCGGACGAACAGAUCAUCCAUUGUUUGGAGACCGGAUCGCACGGCAGCACUUUCGGCGGAAGUCCUCUGGGAAACAAGGUCGCUCUGGAGGCGGUUAAGGUCCUGGAGGAGGAGAAUCUCGCGGAGAACGCGAGGAAACUCGGGGAGAUCGUCCGACAGGAGCUGCAGAAACUGCCGAAGGACGUGGCCACGGAAUUUCGGGGACGAGGACUGUUGGCUGGUCUGGUGAUCGCGAAAGACUUCGCCGAGGGCUGGGACAUUUGCUUGAAGCUGAAGGAGGCAGGUUUGUUGACUAGACCGACCCACGGGCAAAUAAUAAGAAUAUCCCCGCCGCUCGUUAUCACGGAGGAACAACUGCGAGAAGGACUGCACAUACUGACCAGUGUGCUCAACAGUUACAAGUGAAGAAACCCCGUGAAUCCUCGCGUGACGGUAGUUCAUUCGUUUCCAGCCGCCAAGAGGAGAAACACUCUAUGAUUGUACGCGUGAAAUGUAGUUUUAUUGAUAAAUACAAAAGUUGUGCGCGCAAGCGAUCACUAAG